GGCGAGGGGUGCGGGGGAGAGCGAGCGAGGCAGCCGUCGGGCCGUGGCCGUCGUGUGCGCUGCUGGGAAGGGAGCCGUCGCUGAGAAAGGCAUUUGAUCACUCACAAUGUCAUUCAUAUUUGAAUGGAUCUACAAUGGCUUCAGCAGUGUGCUGCAGUUUCUAGGAUUAUACAAGAAGUCUGGCAAAUUAGUCUUCUUGGGCUUGGAUAAUGCAGGCAAGACCACCCUUCUGCACAUGCUAAAAGAUGACAGAUUGGGUCAGCAUGUUCCCACGCUACAUCCAACAUCAGAAGAGUUGACCAUUGCUGGAAUGACGUUCACAACUUUUGAUCUUGGCGGCCAUGAGCAAGCUCGACGUGUUUGGAAGAAUUACCUACCGGCAAUUAAUGGGAUUGUCUUUUUAGUGGACUGUGCAGAUCACCCACGUCUUAUGGAAUCCAAAGUGGAGCUAAAUGCACUAAUGACUGAUGAAACAAUAUCCAAUGUGCCGAUUCUUAUCUUGGGUAACAAAAUUGAUAGACCAGAAGCUAUCAGUGAGGAGAAACUGCGAGAGAUUUUUGGACUUUAUGGACAAACCACAGGAAAGGGGAAUGUGCCACUGAAGGACUUGAACACACGCCCCAUGGAAGUGUUCAUGUGUAGUGUACUGAAGAGGCAAGGCUAUGGUGAAGGUUUUCGUUGGCUAUCACAGUACAUUGACUGAUGUUUGGACAGAUGGAUCUACUUCUGGACUGAUCCUGUUCACAACUUCCUUAUGGACUUCUCUAUUAGAACACGGAAGGCUCUCCAACCGCAUACUGACAGUGACAAAGGGAUUCCUGUCUUCAGUUACUCUACAUCACAGUGGUGACACAAUUCUUUUCCUCUUGCCUGACAACCUGCACCUGUACACCGGUGCAGGUUGUCACUUCCAGUUGCCAUUGUUUCCUGUGGAAACCAUGGCUUUCAGUUACAGUGGGGCUGGUGAAUUAGGGUGCGAAACUCUGCACACGGUACUCUAGUGGCUGAAAAAGGGAACAUGUCUCACCACUGUGGCCAAUUGACUUAAAAGAAAGCAAUUAUAUUUUUUAAAGAAAGUGUUUAACGUAAAUGGUGUCCCUUUUAGAUUUUUUUUCCCAGUAAGCAUUCAUCUUGUUUGAGCAAGAAUCUGUUAGGAUUUUUUUAAACAUCUAAGGGUAUUUAGGUAGUUCCCAAAUUACUGAACCAGCUAUCAUGAUAUUCAAAAUCUUUAGUAAAUGCGGGGUGGGUGGGGCUUAAUUGUCUGGUAAGAUGGUUGUGCUGUGUCACACUGCUUGAUCAUGAAGACGGUGCUAUUGGGACUGAGUUGUGCAAUGAUUUUUUUUUCUUUUAAAUUUACUGGGAUUUUAGUUGGGGAUGGGGGCGGGGGGACAGCAUGCACACAGGCACACUGUUCUAGUUUUCCAUGUCAUUAUGCGUAGGAGUCUGGAUGCGGUUAAUCACCUUUGCCCACCUGUACAAGUUAUGAUCACUUUCUCACCAGCUGUCUCUUUUGCAGCAGUAGUGCUCUCAGACUUAAUGGGUCACUACUCGUACUACAUUGCAGGCAAUUACUGAAAACAGCAGUAGAAAUCAUGAAUUUGUUUUCUUGGGAUACUGUAGCAUUAAAAUGUUCCAACAUACA
Molecule: messenger RNA, 1642 nt
Organism: Eublepharis macularius
Lineage: Eukaryota; Metazoa; Chordata; Lepidosauria; Squamata; Eublepharidae
Gene: SAR1A
Product: secretion associated Ras related GTPase 1A
Exons: 7
Coding region: 107-703 (198 amino acids)
Biological process (GO): intracellular protein transport; endoplasmic reticulum to Golgi vesicle-mediated transport; membrane organization
Cellular component (GO): endoplasmic reticulum exit site; COPII vesicle coat
Molecular function (GO): GTPase activity; GTP binding
Source: RefSeq, a predicted model, not a curated record